Messenger RNA from Vicia villosa (hairy vetch), 486 nucleotides. RefSeq lists its product as uncharacterized. The coding region runs from base 1 to 486 and encodes 161 amino acids. The transcript has 2 exons. The record is from RefSeq and is a predicted model, not a curated record. NCBI's taxonomy places the organism in Eukaryota, Viridiplantae, Streptophyta, Magnoliopsida, Fabales, Fabaceae.
AUGGAUUGCACUCCUGCUCAGAAGGUUAGAUAUGGCACUCAUAUGCUGGCCAAGGAAGCUGAUGAUUGGUGGUUGGAGACGCUUGCUAGGUUAGAGGCUUCAGGUGAUAAAAUCAAUUGGAAUAUGUUCCGUAGGGAAUUUCUGAGAAAGUACUAUCCUGAAGAUGUUCGGGGUAAGAAAGAGAUAGAAUUCCUAGAGUUGACGCAAGGGGACAAGUCUGUUACUGAGUAUGCUGCCAAGUUCACUGAGUUGAUUAAGUUCUAUCCUCACUUUGAUGGCGAAGGUGCUGAAUUUUCUAAGUGCAUCAAGUUCCAAAACGGAUUGUGCUCGGAAAUCAAGAAAGUUGUUGGCAUUUUGGGUAUGGCUUCCAUGGGGAACCUAAAAGCCGAUAUUGUUCCUGAAGAGGAGGAAACCCUUGGUGGUAUUGACCUUAAAGAAGUUACCAGAGGCUUUGCUUUUCCAGCUUUACCUUUAACUAAUCCAUAA